AUGGAAGAUAAACGCGCCCAGACCUUGGACGCCCUGGAGGCGUACAUCCAAACUCAAACCGCGCUCCUCCAGAGGACUCUCUCCGACAUAGAAUCCCUCAAGAACUUGCGUCGCGAAAUCCAGUCAUCCACCGGAACAGACGCGCUCGAGCUUGUCUCACAACGCGCUCAUGAUGACUCUAUGCGCCUCAGCGCGCGCACCGACUGCAUCGGAACCGUCCCUGAAGGCAUCAGAUGGGAUGCGUUCAAGAAUCGUGACCUCGCCCCCGUCCGAGCAGUCGCGACCGCGCACGCGGAGGAAACGAAUCGACUCAAUAAUCCCUCCGCUCCUCAAUCCAGCCCGUCCUCCCUCCAACUUCUCGUCCGAUCCUCCCGCACCGCCCUCCUCGAUCCCGUCCUCUCCGGGCUGCACAUCACCCCUCCCUCGUCCGACGAGGAAGAAGACCCGGCGGAAGCCGCCGAACGCCUGCGCAAGGAGAUCGAGCGCCAGAAGAUCCGCGAGCUGAAGCAGCGCCGGCUCUUCGGCGAGCAUUCUGGAGGUGGCCUGCGCCCGCGUGGCCCGAGUGGGGUCUACGUCCGUCGCGACGUCGAGGAUGAGAGCGGGGAAGUGGACAUCGGGAUCGACGCGAAGGACGGCGUUGAUCCGACGGGGGGAAGCGCGCCUGAUGGUGACGCCAUGCAGGUUGACGAAACUACGCCUAGUGUCGGCACUGCGCGACAGCACGGGCGUACGGAUACUGUUCCUCUUCAAGCGGUCACCGCACCCUCCGUCCCAGUGCCCGCGGCGCGUACUCGUAGACCGACCAAGAAGGCCGAGCCCCCGUCUUACCCGACGACAUUCAAACGCGGGCAGCCCAAACCGCCAUCGACGACCACGAAACAGAAGGUCAAGGUAGAAUCAGACUCUGUCUUGGAAGAUGCGGAUACGGACGUGGACGGAGCACAGAAGGACCCCGAAAGCGAGGCGCAGACGAACUCGAAGGCAAAAGGUAAAUUUAAGACCAACAACAAGACAGAAAAGCCGGGGAAACCAAAGCCCGAGACGUACAAGCAAGCUUGGAGUGUUGAAGAACAGCACGAGCUCGAACGCCUGCUCGAGGAAAUCCCCGCUGGCGAGAAGAAUAGGUGGCAGAAAAUUUCUCGAGCGAUGAACGGCAGGCGAACUCCUCGACAGGUCGCCAGCCGCGUACAGAAAUACUUCGAAAAGUUGAAGAAGUUCGGAAUAGACGCUGACGGAGUUGGUCGCUAA
Punctularia strigosozonata HHB-11173 SS5 is the source of this 1248-nucleotide messenger RNA. RefSeq lists its product as uncharacterized. The coding region runs from base 1 to 1248 and encodes 415 amino acids. The record is from RefSeq and is a predicted model, not a curated record. Lineage: Eukaryota; Fungi; Basidiomycota; Agaricomycetes; Corticiales; Punctulariaceae. The transcript is spliced from 5 exons.